AUGGAAGACCCGGCUCUUCUUCUCAUCAGUGAUGGCUCUCCGGUGAAUGUAUUUAGGGAAAAUAAUAAAUUGGACGAAGAUGAGGAAGAUUUUCGGAGCUGUUGUGGAGAUGAUGAGGUUUGGAAGGAGGCCGAAGAAAUUGUCAAGGUUGAAGGGCCAAAAGCUGAUCUUGACGAGUUUUCGGUGAAGAUGUUCUUCAAAGGGGUGUCAAUAACUGAUUCAGGGGACUCCGGGCCUGGCUAUUCUGGAAUUGGUGUGGUAAUGGAAAGACAGGAAAAGGUUCCCCUUGUUCAGGUGCAAAAGAAGCUUGAUUUCUAUGUUGAGUCCUCUGUUGCUGACUACUUGGCGCUUAUGGAUGGCCUAACUGAGGCCGUGCAGAAUAACUUUCGCCAUGUCUAUGCAUCCACUGACUCCAGUUUGUUGUAUAACCAGAUAACACACAAGGAGAAAAUCGAGAAUCCACUUCUGAUAGCAUUGAGGGAAAGGAUCGUUGAGCUCACUGGUAGUUUGGAAACAUUUUUACUGAAACUCGUUCCCAGCUGUGCUCUGGAGAGACCAUUGCAUCUAGCUCAGAUAGCAGUAGGCAUUGUUUCGUUUCCUGGAAGUGGAGAUAAAAAAACACAUGGCAAUUGCUCUUUUUGUUUUGAGGACAAAAUGCUGCCAAUGAUGAUCACACUCAAGUGUUCUCACAAGUUCUGUUCACAUUGUAUGACAAAAUUUGUCGAAGCCAAAAUGCAGGAGUCUUCUUCUCAAAUACCCAUCAGAUGCCCUCAGCUGGGAUGCAAGUAUUACCUGUCCAUCUCGGAGUGUCAAUCUUUUCUUCCUCAUGCUUCAUAUGAAUCUUUCAUGGAAGCCCUAGCAGAAGUUGAUGAUGCUCUUCAUUCUGAUAGAAUUUAUUGUCCUUAUUCAGAUUGUUCAGUUUUGCUAGAUCCUCGUGAAUGUUUGUCUGCAAGGGCAAGUUCUUCAAGUCAGUCGGAUAAUAGCUUCUGUGUUGAAUGUCCAGUUUGUCAGAGGUUCAUCUGUGUUGGAUGCAGUGUUCCAUGGCACUCUUCAUUGAGCUGCGAUGAGUAUCAAAACCUUCCGUUUGAGGAAAGACAUGCUACUGACGCUACCUUGCACCGCCUUGCACAAAAUAAAAGGUGGAGGCGUUGCACGCAAUGUCGUAGAAUGACUGAGCUCACUCAGGGUUGCUAUCACAUGACCUGCUGGUGUGGUCAUGAGUUCUGCUACUCAUGUGGUGCUGAGUACAGAGAUCGGCAACAGACCUGCCACUGCGCCUUCUGGAAUGAAGAAAACAAUUCUGACGAUUUAAUUACACAGUCUGUGCAAGAGUCCGAACAAUGGGCAUGGGAGACUUUUAAUUCACUGCCCAUGUUAAUGGAUGCAUAUUCAGACCAAGAAAGGUCACAGCUUGCACUGAUCCAAAGAUUCCUCUCCGGCGGAUUCAGCCUGAGCGAUCACCAUCCAACAUCCCAAUCCCCUCCACGCUGUACAGAUUCAUACGUGGACACCAUGAAAGACCUCCACCAGCUCCCAUGGCUUGAGAGAUUUGUAUCCGUGAUCAGUGACAACUACUACGAGGAUUUCCUUCAGUGA
This is a messenger RNA of Linum trigynum, 1596 nucleotides long. NCBI's taxonomy places the organism in Eukaryota, Viridiplantae, Streptophyta, Magnoliopsida, Malpighiales, Linaceae. The record is from the annotation of a GenBank genome assembly.